Messenger RNA from Cygnus olor (mute swan), 2986 nucleotides. RefSeq names its product HPS6 biogenesis of lysosomal organelles complex 2 subunit 3 (gene HPS6). Gene Ontology annotation, cellular component: BLOC-2 complex; lysosomal membrane. Gene Ontology annotation, biological process: lysosome localization; melanocyte differentiation; organelle organization. The record is from RefSeq and is a predicted model, not a curated record. Lineage: Eukaryota; Metazoa; Chordata; Aves; Anseriformes; Anatidae.
GCAGGGGGCACCGAGGGGGGGGGGGGGUCCCGAGGGACCGGGGGGGUUCCCCGAGGAACCGGAGGGGGUCCCCGAGGAACCGGGGGGUGUCCCCCAGGAACCGGAGGGGGGUCCCCGAGGAACCGGAGGGGGUCCCCGAGGGACCGGGGGUGUGUCCCCGAGGAACCGGGGGGGGUCCCCCAGGAACCGGGGGGGGUCCCCUAGGAACCGGGGAGGUCCCCAAGGAGCCGGAGGGGGUCCCCGAGGGACCGGGGGUGUGUCCCCGAGGAACCGGGGGGGGUCCCCGAGGAGCCGGAGGGGGUCCCCGAGGGACCGGGAGGUGUCCCCCAGGAACCGGGGGGGGUCCCCCAGGGACCGGGGGGGGGCCCCCCAGGAACCGGGUGGGUCCCGCCGGGCGCCCCGGGAUGAAGCGAGCCGGGCCGCUGCGGCGGGUGUCGGAGUGGAGCCGUGGCGGCGGCGGGCUGCAGGAGCUGCUGAGCCCGGGCGGCGAGCCCAGCCGCGUCCUGCCCAGCCCCGACGGCGGGCACCUGGUGGUGCAGCGGGGCGGCCGGCUGCUGGCCUUCCAGCGCCGCGGCAGCCUCGGCGCCGAGCUGCGGAGGAGCUGGCAGCCGCCGGCGAGCCGGGAGGCUCUGGUGGGGCUGCUGUUCCCGCAGAGCCCGCGGGUGCCGGGCGGCUGGGCGCUGGCCGUCGUGUGGGAGCGCGGCCGCGCCGAGCUGUGGCGCUUCGCGGCGGGCUGGCAGCCGCUGCAGGCCGUGGAGCUCUGCCAGGGCGCCCGGGCGCGUGUGGCGUCCGUGUGCUGCCAGGGGGAGCGGCUGGUGUGGUGCGAGGAGAGGCCCCCCUCGGACGGCCACUCGGACGCCAGCAAGGGCGCCUUCAGGUUCUGCGUCUGCGCCCGGGCGCUGGAGGUGGAGGAGCAGGGCGUGAGGCUGGGCCCCGUGAGGAUCGUCCUGCACAACAGCCCCGAGUACCGCGUCCUGGCGGCCCCGCGGCACGUCUUCAUGCUGCCCGCCUCCGCCGGCUCCGCCGCCGCCACCUCGAAGUUCCUCCUCAUCUGGCACCCCGAGGAGGCGAAGCUCACCGUCGCGGCCCCCUCGGCGGGCUUUGCGCGCAGCAAGGUGCUGCAGUCCAGCAGCGAGUCGGACUUCAGGAAGCUGCUGCUCGGCUCUGUGGGCCUCCUCUCAGCUAUGGCACCCCUGGACGUUCACAGCUGCGCCGUGUCCGACCACGGGGCUCUGCUGCUGGUGAGCACCGAGGGUGCUGUGAGCGUGGUAGAGACAGAUGGGACACAGAGACACGUCUUUGAUCUAGAAGGAGGCCCCCUGGCCCAGGAAAAUACUGUUCAAAUGAAAACCUUUGGCAGCACCCUGGCUUGCGUGCUGGCCGGGGUCCUGUACCUCGUCGACCAGAACAGUGGGAGGCUCAUAGAAAAGAAAAUCCUGAGCAUGAAAGAGGUGCAUUUCCUGGAGUCCCCAGGAGAGGAGGACAGCAUCCAGCUCCUCACUCAAACGGGCAUCUACAGCCUUAGCUUCUCCAGCCCUGAGGACAGCGGCAGGGCCGAGCCGUGCCUGGUGGAAAUGGUGUUUGAGGAGGCCUGCCGGUACUACCAGAGGAGGAGCCUCAGCAGCUCCAAGCUGACGGUGGAGAAGUUGAAGAAGGGCGGUGCGUUCCAGGCUCCCGUGGCUCUCGCUGCCGUCCUGCAGCACAGCCUCCACCAGAAGCAGAAACCAGCCCGAGGCCUCCAGGACACUUACGCCAAGCUGCUGAGCACAAUGAGCCUCGAGCUGCAGAGCUACCUGAGCCUGGAGCUCCUCAAGACCUGCGUGGUGGGUGCCCCAGAGAGCGAGGUGGAAAGUUACUGUGAGGAACUGGUGGAACAGGAGGUCAGCCGCGUGCUGCACUCUGACAUAGACAAGGACAACUUGGCCUACCUGAACUCAGUCUUUGCCUCCUUCCCCAAGGCUGCCUGGAAGGCCACGAGGAGCUGCCUGCAGCUGCAGCAGAACGGGGACGGCCUUUUGGUGGCCAGGGCCACCCCAGAGGUGUGGAAGAAGGUCCUGGGAGGACCGCAGCAGCAGGAGGAGGCGGGUCAGAACGGCGUGGUCCCGCUCUUUGAGCUCAUCUGCGCCUCCUUCCUGAGGUUCAAACCCAAGUGGCUGCCCAGUUUCGUGGAGCUGACCCAGCAGUACGUUAGCCUCUCUUGGGCGUACAGCAGCAAGGAGGGCCCGGAGGGCCGGGUGCCACUGUACAAGAGAGCUCUGGGAGUGCUGGCCAGGAAAAGCAAGCGCAGCGAGGUGGACGACGAGAUGGAGCUCGAACUGCUGCUCUGCAGCAAGAGGCCGAAGGCCGUGCUGCAGGCUCUGCACCUUCUCGUCCGCCUGAAGCGGUGGCAGCGGGUGGUGGAGGUGGCGGAGAAGUUCUCCAAGCUCAGUCCCUUGCUUAACAAGGAGAUAUUUACCACGCUGCUGGCAGAGUUCGCCCAGCACCGCGAGCUGGACCCUUACGUGGACACGCUGUGGCCGCUGUGCCCUGCUGAGCUCACUGCCUCGGACAUCCUCACCGUGGUCCUGCAGCACCUCCCUCGCACCCAGGAGGACCCGGUGCCUUUCUCGAGCGAGGGGAACCAGCUGACUGUGGGCUUGCUCAAGCCGCUGCUGCAAAGGGUUGUGCAGCGUCCCUGCGUGCAGGACGAGAUGUACUCGGAUGCCUUGCAGAGCCCCACAUUCCCCCCUCCCACCCCACCCCGAGAGCACAAACCCCCAAAAGCAGCGGUCGGCAAUGCUCCUCAGCCACCCGUGGCAAGGACUUCCUCUCCCUCGGCGCUGGUACAGGGUGACACCGUGUGAGGGGGGGGGAAGCACGACGGGGUCUCAACCCCUGGGUGCGCAAGAAAGGGAAAGCCACAUCCUCCCCUGGAAAUCCUGCCCUGCCUGGCAGUGGGGAAGCCUGCUCCUGUUUGAAGCCUCCCUGCAGCAGCAUCUCAAAGAUU